CCCUCGUGGGUCCUGUCUGUCCCCGUGCCCAUUGGGCUGCAGGAGGACAGCGCGGACCUGAAGUGCCAGCUGCACUUUGCAAAGGAGGAGUCAGCCCUCAUGUGCAAGAAGCUCACCAAGCUCGCCAAGGAGAACGACAGCAUGAAAGAGGAGCUGCUCAAGUACCGCUCGCUCUACGGCGAUCUGGACAGCGCCCUGUCCGCCGAGGAGCUGGCCGAUGCGCCCCACUCCCGGGAGACCGAGCUGAAGGUGCACCUGAAGCUGGUGGAGGAGGAAGCCAACCUGCUGAGCCGCCGCAUCGUGGAGCUGGAGGUGGAAAACCGAGGCCUGCGGGCGGAGAUGGAUGACAUGAAGGAUCACGGCGGCGGAGGCGGAGGCGGCGGUGGCGCGGAGGCGCGCCUGGCCUUCUCGGCGCUGGGGGGCGGCGAGUGCGGGGAAAGCCUGGCGGAGCUGCGGCGACACCUGCAGUUUGUGGAGGAGGAGGCUGAGCUGCUCCGGCGCUCCUCGGCAGAGUUGGAGGAGCAGAACAAGCUGCUGCUCACCGAGCUGGCCAAGUACCGCUCGGAGCACGAGCUGGACGUGACGCUGUCGGAGGACAGCUGCUCCGUGCUCAGCGAGCCCUCGCAGGAGGAGCUGACAGCCGCCAAGCUGCAGAUCGGCGAGCUCAGCGGCAAGGUCAAGAAGCUGCAGUACGAGAACCGGGUGCUGCUCUCCAACCUCCAGCGCUGUGAUCUUGCCUCCUGCCAGAGCACGCGUCCCAUGCUGGAGACGGACGCCGAGGCCGGGGACUCUGCCCAGUGUGUGCCCGCGGCUCUUGGCGAGGCCCACGGCCCCCACGCUGCCCGGCUCUGCAGAGCCAGGGAGGCCGAGGCGCUGCCUGGGCUGAGGGAGCAGGCCGCCCUGGUCAGCAAGGCCAUCGAUGUCCUGGUAGCCGACGCCAACGGCUUCUCGGCCGGCCUCCGCCUGUACCUGGACAACGAGUGUGCUGACUUUCGGCUGCAUGAGGCCCCUGACAACAGCGAGGGUCCCAGGGACACCAAGCUCAUCCAUGCCAUCCUGGUGCGGCUGAGCAUGCUCCAGCAGGAGCUCAAUGCCUUCACGCGGAAGGCGGACGCCGUGGUCGGGAGCUCUGCCAAGGAGCAGCCAGAGCCCUUCCCCGCGCUGCCUGCCUUGGGCUCCCAGGGGCCCUCCAAGGAGAUUCUUUUGGCCAAAGACCUUGGCUCAGACUUCCAGCCGCCUGACUUCAGGGAUCUGCCGGAAUGGGAGCCCAGGAUACGAGAGCCCUUCCGCAGUGGUGACUUGGACUCCAAGCCUGACCCCGGCCGGAACUUCAGGCCUUACCGAGCCGAAGACAAUGAUUCCUACGCCUCUGAGAUCAAAGAGCUGCAGUUGGUGCUGGCCGAGGCCCACGACAGCCUCCGGGGCCUGCAAGAGCAGCUCUCCCAGGAGCGGCAGCUACGGAAGGAGGAGGCCGAAAACUUCAACCAGAAAAUGGUCCAGCUGAAGGAGGACCAGCAGAGGGCGCUCCUGAGGCGGGAGUUUGAGCUGCAGAGUCUGAGCCUCCAGCGAAGGCUGGAGCAGAAGUUCUGGAGCCAGGAGAAGAACAUGCUGGUGCAGGAGUCCCAGCAGUUCAAGCACAACUUCCUGCUGCUCUUCAUGAAGCUCAGGUGGUUCCUCAAGCGUUGGCGGCAGGGCAAGAUUUUGCCCAGCGAGGGGGAUGACUUCCUUGAGGUAAAUAGCAUGAAGGAGCUGUACCUGCUAAUGGAGGAAGAGGAAUUAAAUGCCCAGCAUUCAGAUAACAAGACCUGUGCAGGGGACAGCUGGACCCAAAACACGCCCAACGAGUAUAUCAAGACACUGGCCGACAUGAAGGUGACGCUGAAGGAGCUGUGCUGGCUGCUUCGGGAUGAACGCCGUGGUCUAACCGAGCUCCAGCAGCAGUUUGCCAAGGCCAAGGCCACCUGGGAGACGGAGCGGGCAGAGUUGAAGAGCCAUACUGCCCAGAUGGAGCUGAAGGCUGGCAAGGGGGCUGGGGAGCGGGCAGCCCUGCAGCGGGAGCGUGAGGAGCAGCAGCACCUGCUGGCUGAGUCCUACAGCGCCGUCAUGGAGCUGACGCGGCAGCUGCAGAUCAGUGAGCGCAACUGGAGCCAGGAGAAGCUGCAGCUGGUGGAGCGGCUUCAGGGUGAGAAGCAGCAGGUGGAGCAGCAGGUGAAGGAGCUGCAGAACCGCCUGAGCCAGCUGCAGAAGGCCGCUGAACCCUGGAUCCUGAAGCACUCAGACCUGGAGAAGCAGGACAAUAGCUGGAAAGAGACACGGAAUGAGAAGAUUCUCGACAAGGAGGCGGUUUCUGAAGCUGACCUUGGGGGCACCGCCUUAAAAAGGACCAAAUCUGUUUCCUCCAUGUCUGAGUUUGAAAGUUUGCUUGACUGUUCCCCCUACCUUGCCGGGGACGCGGCCCGCGGUAAGAAGCUGCCCAACAACCCUGCUUUUGCCUUUGUGGGCACCCAGCCGGUGGACCCGGAGAAGGAUGCCCAGGAGCAGCCAGGGCUCUCGUCGCGGGACUGCAACCACCUGGGCACCCUGGGCUGCCAGGAGCCGGCGGGGAGGCAGAUGCAGCGCAGCUACACGGCCCCCGACAAGACGGGCAUCCGUGUGUACUACAGCCCCCCGGUGGCCCGGCGCCUGGGCGUCCCCGUGGUCCACGACAGGGAGGGCAAGAUCAUCAUCGAGCCCGGCUUCCUCUUCACCACGGCCAAGCCCAAAGAGUCGGCUGAGGCCGACGGGCUGGCCGAGAGCUCCUACAGCCGGUGGCUCUGCAACUUCUCACGGCAGCGCUUGGACGCAGGCUCGGGGGGCAGCCCGUCGGCGCCAGGGCCUGGCUUCCCAGCGGCCCUGCACGACUUUGAGAUGUCUGGCAACAUGAGCGACGACAUGAAGGAGAUCACCAACUGCGUGCGCCAGGCCAUGCGCUCGGGCUCACUGGAGAGGAAAGUGAAGAGCACGUCCAGCCAGACGGUGGGCCUGACCAGCGUGGGCACGCAGACCAUCCGCACCGUCAGCGUGGGCCUGCAGACCGACCCCCCCCGCAGCAGUCUCCACAGCAAGAGCUGGUCACCCCGCAGCUCCUCGCUCGUGUCCGUGCGCAGCAAGCAGAUCUCCUCCUCCCUGGACAAGGUGCACUCGCGCAUCGAGCGGCCAUGCUGCUCCCCCAAGUACGGCUCGCCGAAGCUCCAGAGGCGGUCAGUGUCCAAGCUGGACAGCGCCAAGGACCGCAGCCUCUGGAACCUGCACCAGGGCAAGCAGAACGGCUCGGCCUGGGCCCGUUCCACCACCACACGGGAUAGCCCCGUGUUGAGGAACAUCAACGAUGGGCUGUCCAGCCUCUUCAGUGUGGUGGAGCACUCGGGGAGCACAGAGUCUGUCUGGAAACUGGGCAUGUCCGAGGCCCGGGCCAAACCCGAGCCUCCAAAGUAUGGCAUCGUGCAGGAGUUCUUCCGUAAUGUGUGUGGCCGGGCGCCAAGCCCCACCUCUGCGGCAGGGGAGGAGAGCACCAAGAAGCUGGAGCCCCUCUCCCCUGCCAGCUACCAUCAGCCAGAGGGCAUGGCCAGGAUCCUGAACAAGAAGGCAGCCAAGUCAGGCGGCAGCGAGGAGGCCAGACUCUCGGUGCUCCCCCAGGUGGGGAAGGAUGGUGUCCCCCGGGAGGGAGACGGAGCCACAGCCCUUCCCAACGAGGUAGGUGGGUGGGGUCUACUCUUCUUCUUGGGGUAGGGGAGGUUGACUUGUAAGGUCCAAACUCUCUUGGCUUUCAAACUCAGGAAUAUGGUUGUGUGUUUCAAAAAGUCCUUUUGCUGGUCUGGAAUAGGGGUUUGGGGGGGCGCCUGGCUGGCUCAGUCGGUAGAGCAUGUGACUCUUGGUCUCAAGGUCAUGAGUGCAAGCCCCAUGUUGGGCAUAGAGCCCACUUAAAAGUAAAUAGAUAGAUAGAUACAACGGGGGUUAGAAGACUCCCAGACCUGGAACAACAGCCUGAUGGGCACAGGGUCUGAAUACCAAGAGGCGAGUGAGUGAGGCUUAACCAGCUGCUUUGCCACCACACACCAGAGAUUGCUAGCAUCCCCUCCAGGGAAGAGGUGUCCUCACUGCUCUCCUGCAUUGGUGUGCUGGAGUCGAUGAGAGCUAAUCGUGUGCAUCUCUGUGUUCAGUAAAACACCUUGGCACCUUGAGAGUGGCCACAGUGGGAGGAUUUACACCAUGAAAAUUGACAAAUGCUCCAAAUCAGGGCUUCUCCCUUCAUUCCUGGAAAACUAGUUAUUAAACAUUUUCCAGCACACCCCUGCCCCCCUCCCAAAACUCUGUGCCUAAGCGCUUCCAUUUUCUCCGAGAAUCUUUUGCUGUACACCCCACUCCUGAUAUCACUCAGUUUCAGAUUUGGUUAAGGAUUAUUUGCAUGUUAGUGAAAGAAUGCAUAUAAGUUAGUUUUCCAGAAAGGGAAAUGGUGGAGUAUCUUAUGGAUCCCAAAUGCAAGGACCUGAAGGUCUCAGACUUCUCUGUCUCCCUAUCGUUUCCCUUGAGCUUUGUUUUCUCUGAUGUCUGCUUUCUUCCCCUCUCUCUGCUGCAUUUGCGUGAAUGGUCCCAGCUCUGCUUUUAUAAUAGCUUCUAAUUCAAGUACCUAAGAGAGACUGACUCAGAUCCCUCUGUCCCAAUUCCACAUUCCUAGAAGAAAGAAGAAACUGUGAUUGGUCUACCUUGAGUCCAGUGUACCCCCAUGGUCUGAUCAGCUGUGGUCAGGGGUGGUAUCAUGUGGCCUGUGGUGCACUCAGUAAAGGUCAUAGGUGGGGAUGCAGAGAGGUGGCGUGGGCUAGGACUGACCCAUUUGUAUGUAUUGUAUGUUUAGGUGGUUUCUAGAUUUUCUCUAUCAGGCAUAAUGAUGUGGUGGACAUCUUGGUGCAAAAAUAUUUGUCCACAUUUUGGAUUAUUUCCUUAGGUUUAAGUUGCAGAAAUGGGA
This is a messenger RNA of Leptonychotes weddellii (Weddell seal), 5002 nucleotides long. Lineage: Eukaryota; Metazoa; Chordata; Mammalia; Carnivora; Phocidae. The record is from RefSeq and is a predicted model, not a curated record.